AUGGUAGUGACUGCUGCUCAUGGGAUGGUGUCGAGUGUGAUGAGGAUACCGGCCGGUCAUGUGGUUGGCCUUGAUCUCAACUCCAGUUGUCUCUAUGGUUCAAUCAACUCCAGCAGUAGUCUCUUCCAUCUUGUUCACCUUCAAAAGCUUAACCUUGCCUUCAAUGACUUCAGUGGCUCUCAAAUACCAUCUGCAUUUGGUAAUCUUUCAGAACUAACAAAUCUCCUCCAGCUCUCCAACUCCCUAUUUUUUGGCCAAAUUCCUUCAGAAAUUUCUAAGUUGUCUAAAAUUUCUUACCUUGACCUUUCUUCUAACUAUGGCCAAUCUUCUGAAAAGCUUUUGGAAAUUGGAAUGCCUGACCAGAGAAGCCUAGUGCAAAAUUUAUCCAACAUAGAAUAUCUAAAUCUUGGUUCUGUUGACAUAUCUUCCCCAAUACCCGAUUAG
Dovyalis caffra is the source of this 444-nucleotide messenger RNA. The record is from the annotation of a GenBank genome assembly. Lineage: Eukaryota; Viridiplantae; Streptophyta; Magnoliopsida; Malpighiales; Salicaceae.